Molecule: messenger RNA, 1970 nt
Organism: Colossoma macropomum (tambaqui)
Lineage: Eukaryota; Metazoa; Chordata; Actinopteri; Characiformes; Serrasalmidae
Product: tripartite motif-containing protein 35-like
Exons: 6
Coding region: 210-1607 (465 amino acids)
Molecular function (GO): zinc ion binding
Source: RefSeq, a predicted model, not a curated record
GGAAACUGAAGCUCAUACUGUCCCUCUGCUGAUCCUCACUCUCGCUGAUAAAAGCUAUGUAACAACCUUGAUUUUAUUAAUCAUCUUUUUGAUGACAUCCGAGGACUUUAGUGACUGACUAUGAACACUGUUCAGUACAGAAAUUUAUGAAGUGAAGGUAAAAUUUAGACAGGAGAAGCCAUUAGAAAGAACAGCCGCUGUUGGAGAAAAUGGAAUAUAAAAGCUCUCUACCAGAGGAGGAUCUUUUAUGCUGUGUGUGCAAAGACAUUUUCAGGGAUCCUGUUAUUCUGUCGUGCAGCCACAGUGUGUGUAAAACCUGCUUAAAGAAGUUCUGGGAAACUAAAGGAUCUCGAGAAUGUCCAUUUUGUAGAAGAAGAUCCUCAAAAGGAGAACCUCCUGUUAGCCUUAACCUGAAAUAUGUGUGUGAGUCUUUUCUAGAGAGCAGGAGUCAGAGAUCUUCAGCAGGGUCUGAGGUGCUCUGCAUUCUGCACAAUGAGAAACUCAGACUCUUCUGUCUGGAUGAUCAGCAGCCUGUGUGUUUGGUGUGUCAGACUUCAACGACACACAAACAUCAUGCAUUCUCUCCAGUUGAUGAAGCUGUGACUGACCUUAAGAAUAAACUCAAGUCUGCUUUGGAGCCUCUACAGAAGAAUCUGAGAGUCUUAGAGGAAGCUAAACAAGACUAUGACCAAACAGCAGCUCACAUUAAGACGCAGGCCCAGCACACAGAGAGGCAGAUAAAGGAGGAGUUUGAGAAGCUUCACCAGUUUCUAAGAGAUGAAGAAGCAGCAAGGAUAGCUGCACUGAAGGAGGAAGAGGAGCAGAAGAGUCAGAUGAUGAGGAGGAAGAUUGAGGAGAUGAAUGGAGAAAUAUCAGCUCUUUCAGACACAAUCAGACACAUAGAGAAGGAAAUGGAAGCUGAGGACGUUCUGUUCUUACAGAACUUCAAGUCUACAGAGAAACAAGCUCAGCUCAAACCAAAGGAUCCAGAGAAGACAUCAGGAGCUCUGAUCAAUGUAGUGAAACACCUUUCCAACCUGAAGUUCAGAGUGUGGGAGAACAUGCAGGAUAUUCUCCAGUACGCCCCUGUUACUCUGGACCCCAACACUGCACAUCCAGACCUCCACCUGUCUGAUGAUCUCACUGCUGUAGAAAACACAUACAUGGAAUCAUCACUUCCUGAUAAUCCAGAGAGAUUUAAUAAGUUCAGGUGUGUUCUGGGUUCUGAGGGUUUUAACUCAGGGACACACUGCUGGGACGUCCAGGUUGGAGACUUAUGGUCACUGGGUGUGAUACCAGAGUCUGAAACAAGAAAGGGAAACUGUGUCUGGGGUUCGGUGUGGAUGUUGUGUAAUAGUCAUGAUAAAUACUGGAUACAGUGUCCAGGACAGCGAGAUCACUCCCUCACUCCUAAAGAGAAGCUGCAGAGGGUCAGAGUGCAGCUGGACUGGGACAGGGGGAAAGUGACCUUCACUGAUCUUCUAACAAACAAACACCUGCACACUAUAACACACACUUUCACUGAGAGAGUUUUACCUUUUUUCUGUAAUAAGGAUGUUGUUCCUCUGAGGAUCUUACUAAAGAAAACGUCAGUAACCAUUAAAUGAUUAUCAAUAGCUGUGAACAAAUCAUUAGUUAAUCAUAAUUUAAAAAUGUACAAAUGUUUAUAAAAGACAGUUUUGGUACUUGUUAAUGUGUAUAUUCAUAUUUAUACAUGCUGUGCAUUUACAAUGUUUCUUUCACCAAUAAUGAGUUACACAACUUCAGUACAUGUAUGGAAAUAGUCAGAGUGAAUUAUUGAAAUGCAUGACUUUUUCAUAACGAUAUAAGCAUUACGUUUUAUCCUGUGUAUUUAUAUGAUGACAAAAUGUCAUUUGACUAACUAAUAACUCAUGUAUAGUUAUAACUUCUGCUAACAGAUGUGUAAAAUAUAAGUUCUUUAGAAACAAUAAACAAUACUUUUUAACUUA